Molecule: messenger RNA, 12767 nt
Organism: Lucilia cuprina (Australian sheep blowfly)
Lineage: Eukaryota; Metazoa; Arthropoda; Insecta; Diptera; Calliphoridae
Product: serine-rich adhesin for platelets-like
Exons: 13
Coding region: 423-12767 (4114 amino acids)
Source: RefSeq, a predicted model, not a curated record
UCAUAGUUAGCCGCCGCCGGUCUGAAUCUCGAUCGGCUUCGCUCUUGCUUUUAGCGCGUUAGUGCAAAAAUAUAAUUAAUUUUCCUUUCGAAAACUCUGCAAUUAAUAAAGAAAAACUGAUAAAAUUACUUUCUAUUAAACAUAAUUCAAGUUUUUAAAGUGUCAAUUUAUAGAAAAAUAUAAUUUUCAAAGGAAAAAAUAGCUAACGCAAAGUUUCUGUAAAAUUCCAAAACAACAUACACAUUUCGCUCGUUCGUUGUGAAAAUAACUUGGUACAGCCUUUAGAAAAGUUGUGUGUUUUUGAGACAUUGAUGGAAAAAAUGCGAUAAAUACUUUUCUAAAAAAGAAAAAAAAGUGAAAAUUCCCAUAAACGACCAUAGACCAUAAAACUUGUCCUUGUCGUGUGUGUGGAUAUAAAAAAAAUGGAAGACAUUGAAUAUCUGGAAGAGUACGAAGAUUUAGUGUUACCUGCGUUAAAUUCAGCUGCUGCAGCUGCGGCCGCCUCAUCGUCGGCCUCCACUUCAUCAAAAUCGAAUAAUAACAAUAAUAAAAAUUUACAAAAUCCAAAAGCUAAUAAUGACGACGGUGAUGAUUCUUCAUCAUCUUUAGAUCAGGAUAUAUUUAAUUGUUUAUUCGAUGAUAAUUCAGAAGAUGAUGAUGAUGAUUUGAAUGUUUAUCAAAGAAGUGAAAACGAAACCGCUUUAAGAAGAAAAUCUGCAUCUUUUGAUUCAUAUGACUCUUUAGAUGAUAAAAUUGAUGAAAUAGGAGCAAAAAUUAUACAAAAAGUAGAAAUAUCAAGACAAGAAACCACAAAUAACUAUAAUACAGUCGAAAAACCAACAAAUAAAAUAACUUCUUCAACACCCAAACCUAAAACUUACCCAACAAAAACUAGUGGCGUUAAUACGCAAACCACAACUAAUCCUAGAACUCAAACAACAUUUGCCAAUAAACCCAAAUCAAUUGCCACUGUUAGACCAACAGUACAGAAUCAACAACAGAAUUUACAAAAUAAAACAAAUUUAUUACAAAGAACAGCACCUGUACGUUCAACUUCCUCUAUAACAACAACCACUACAACAUCCAUAAGCCAACGACAAAAACCUACCACCUCCACUUCUUCUACAUCAGCAGCAACAUCUUCCCGAUCAGUACAAUUGCCAGCAUUAGCACGUAAGCCUUUAGCAUCAACAGCCAGCACAUCAGGAUCGGUAAAACAAGCUUCUUCCUUAAACAAUCCUAAAGCUACAAGCACUGUUUUAAAAAAGGUAACAAAACGUCCUGCUACUAUAAUAAGACCAGAGAAAAUUAUUACAAAAGAUCCAGCCAAUGAUCCUUUAGAUUUAGACGAUCUAUCGGAAGCAGGUUCUGAUAAUUAUUCUUUAUCGGAUAUUUCUGGUGAAACUUAUAAUUCAAUUAGUGAGUUUGAUGAUGAUGAAGAUGAAAGUAAUGAUGAAUACUAUUCCGGUGAUGAUUAUUAUGAUGAUGAAUACGAUGAAGAUGUCUUAAGCCGUAGUUCACAAGUUAUAGAAUUAUCUAAUGAUUCCAGUGGUACAACUUCUAAUUUGGAAGAUUAUCGCGCCUCAACACCUUCACCGGUUAUAUCAGACGAUAGUGCUACACCCAGCAGUUCUUCUGGUUUUAAAUUACGCAAAACUAAAGCCAUCAAACCAUACGAGCAUCCACAAAUAAUCGAAAGUGUUUUAAGAAAGGGAGAAAAACCAAAAUUAUUGGAACUCCUACAGACAUACAAUUUACUCGAAGAUACUGGAGAAGAGGAAGAGGAAGAAGAAGUUAAUAUUGUUAUUGAUAUAACAACCUCUAGAGAAAAUUUAGUAGAUAGUUUUGAACAAGCACCCACCACUAAUACGGCUACAAGCACAACGAACCCGUCAUUAACAAAUCCUACUACACCAAAGCACUCCAAUAAAACGAAUAAGAAAAGAACUAAAAAGAAAAGUGUUAAGAAUAUGGAUUAUAGAGGCAUUAGUUCGCCCGGAGGUGCAUCGACUGAUUCGGAUUUAUCGGCGGUAGAAGAACUGCUGGAAGAAUCAUAUGCUGAGGCCAUGAAACAUAAAGUUAAAUACAAUCCAGAGAUAACACUGGCAGAUAUUGAAUUGGGAGGCGAAGAAGAGGUUACAGCGGAGGUGGAAAUGGUUCAAAAACAGGAAGAAAAUAAAAAUAAAGUAGCAAAAACUGGUGUGGUAAUUGAUUAUGACGAUAAUGCUGUAGAGGUAGUUAGUGAAGAUAAAGGAAGUAAGGAAAAGCAACAGGAGAUAGUUAAGGAAGAAAGUGUUACGGAACUAAAGGAAGUGGAAAACAAGAAACAAGAGGAAAUGACAAAAGAAACAAAUGAGUCGGAAGAGACGAAAGAAAUGGAGGUUAAUAAAGAAAAAUUAAUAGACAGCGUAAUAGAAACUAAAGAAUCUUUACCAGCAACUGUUGCUGAUCAAAAUGCUAUUACAAACGAAAGCUCUUUGACUACAACAACCCAAGAAAGCCAGGAAGCUGCAAAUUUAAAACAAAAUAUCACGGACUCACCACAAACACGUAAAAAGAAACGUUUUAGAAAUUUAAAUACACCAGAAAUCAAUGAAGAAACACCUGCACCCUUGCUUAGCCUAGAUGAUGUAGAUGAUUUUAAAGGUUUCGAAGAACAACCCACCAAUACAGAUAACAAAAUAGAUUUAGAAACAAAAGUCCUGGAGACACCCAAAAAAUCCGCAAACACUAGUUCUGAUACAGAAAAAGCUUCUAGCUCCUCCUCCUCAGCUUCAUUUAAAAGUCCUACAAAUUCUCAUAAAUCUUUAAAGGAUAAAACAAAAGAAUCUAGUGAAAAAAGCUACCGCGAUAAAGAUACAAAAGAUAAAAGUUCUAAACAUUCUUCUAGUAAAAGUUCUCGCGACAAUUCAAAAGAUAAAAGUUCACGGGAAAGUUCUCGAGAUAAAAGUUCACGAGAAAGUUCUAAAGAUCGUUCACGUGAAAACUCUAAAGAUCGUUCUAGACAUAGUCAUGAUAAGGAAAUUAAACGUCAUCAUCAUCAUCAUCAUCAUAAGGAACAUAGAAGAUCUAUUGAUUCUAAAGAUCAUAGAAAAUCUAGUGAUUCUAAAGAAUCCUCCAAAUCUCGAGAAUCCAGCAAGUCCAGAGAGCACAAAGAAUCAAAAGACUACCACAAAAGUUCAAGUGCUAAAAGAGAACACUCAUCAGAGGGAGGGAAAGAUAAGACAAAGGAAAAGGAAAAACAGGAUAUAAAAGAAACAAAACCUUUAAAAACAGAGACAAAAGAUUCUAGUAAAAGUUCUACAGAUAAAAAAGAGGAGGGAACAAAAGAAAAGUCUGCAGAAAAGAAAGAUAUAAAACCUAAAGAAGUGGAUAAAGAUAAAGCUAAAACCAGUAGCGACAGUAAGAUUCCUAAAGAUUCAGAUAAUAAAAAGGACUCCAAAGAUCUCAACAAAACAUUAGAGAAAAAGGAUAUAGAUAAACCUAAAGAAAAAAUGACUGAAAAAUCUCUUAAUACACCAGCUAAGGAUAAAACUAAAGAUCCUUUAACUAAAACAACAACACCUUCAAGCAAAAUUUCCACUACUACAUCAACUCCUAGUAGUUCACGUGAUUCUUCAAAAGAACGUAAAAAUCUGAGUAAAACACCUAAUUUAAAUAAAAGUAGCUCGAGUAGCAGUAUUAGUAGUAGUAAAACUGACAAGUCUGAUUUCUCUAAGAAACCCAAACCUCCAGCAGAUCUAAAUAAGUCUUUAAAUACUAAAACAGAAACAAAUAAAUCUAAUAAUCCUCCUACAACAACGGCAAAUAAAUCUACAACAAAGACUGCUACCCCCGUAAAAGUGUCUAAAACUAAUGAAAAACCAAAACAGGAAGCGAAAAGUUUCUCAGAUCAAAAGGAUCUAAAGGAUUUGCCGAAAGCUAAGGAAACUGUUAAAGAACAAACAUCGUCUGUCUCUGCUAAAGAACCGAAAUCAGAAACUACAACAACGACUGAAACAACUAAAGUUGCAACACAAAAUCCAGUUGUUGCUAAAACUCUCAAGGAAGAUUUGACAAAGACUUCUUCAACUGUUGCCUCGUCUUCUAAAACUAAUGAAGGCACUAAGAAGGAUUCCAGUACUGACUCUAAGAAAACUGCGGUUGAUAGCAGCAAAGAGAAAAAAGACUCUAAUCAAGCACUACCCAAAUUAGGGGAAAAUACAAAUAAAACUACUCCAGAGGAAAACAAAACAACUAAAGAGAAAAAAGAAGAUGCUCCUGCAACUAAAGACAAUAAACAAACACCCAUAAAAACACCAGCUAAAGAAGCUCUUGUUACACAGACCAGCAACAAACAAACUCCACUUAAAACACCGUCUAAAGGAUCCAGUAUUUCGGGAACCAAUACAAAAGUCACUGAAACAAAAUCACAAACUUCUGGAAUAUCUGAAACGCCAGCUAAUGGAACUAAUGUUACACAAUCCAGUAACAAACAAACUCCAAAUAAAACACCGUCUAAAGGACCCACUAUUUCAGGAACCAAUACAAAACCCACUGAAACAAAACCACAAACUACUGGAAAGUCUGAAAUACCCACAAAAACACCAGCUAAAGAAACUACUGUUACACCAGCGAGUAACAAACAAACUCCAAUUAAAACACCCAUUAAAGGAUCCAAUGUUUCAGGAACCAAUACAAAACCUAUUGAGACAAAACCUCAAACAUGUGAAAAACCAGAAACUAAAGAUUCUAAUAAGGGAAAACCUGAAGAACCUAAAGCUCAGGAAAAGUCAGCUGAUUUUAAGAAACCAACACAAAGUUCUAAAAGUACAGAACAAGCAAAAGUUUCAGAUUCUAGGAACAAGGAUAAUAAAAGCAUACCAGUGUCACCGAAAACAAAACCUAAAUCUAAAGAGGAACAGACACAGAAAACUAAAUUGGUUGAAUCUUCGAUUGAAAAAGAAAAGCAGGAGGCAGUGGUUAAAAAACAGGAAGCAACAAAACCCAUCAGUAAUGAAAAGCCUAAAGAUAUAAAAACUACAGAAACUUCUAAAACGGAAGCUAGCAAAACAAAAGAAACUUCUAAACCAGAAACUAGCAAAACAAAAGAAGCGAAAGCUGCUGAUAAUACAAAUCCGCCAACAACGAAAUCUCAAAGUGAAAAGGAGAUAAAAACUAAUACAGACACUUCUAAAGAAACUAAAAAAGAGACCUCAGCUUUGGAAAAUAAAGAAGCCGCUCCACAAGUAACUGCAGAUAAUAGCGCUCCUGCUAAGCAAUCUCUUAAAGAAACUGCAGCAACUAAAGCAGAAGUAAAAAAGACUGAAAAGGCAGUCAAAAAACAGGCCUUACAAUCAACGACAGACGAAUCAAAGGCAAACAAAUCUAAACUUUCACAAACGGAAAAUGAGCAAAAAAGCAAACAAUGUUUGAAUCCUAAUGAUUCAAUAACUGUAGCAAAAACUCAAACUCCACAAGACACAAAUAGAGAUGCAAAACCAUUAGCAAAAGAUAAACCAACAAAUACAAACAUAAAAUCCACACAAUCUCCCAAACCCAGUAAAAAAAUCAUAAAAGUUGUAAAUAAAACAGUAGAAAAUAAAACGCCGCAGCCGACAAAUGCUUCCAACAUGAAAAAGGAAGAUGUUAAGGUUCAAAAAGAAACAAAAGAACCAUCUGAAAUAAACGCAAAAGAUGUCAAAAGCAAAGAUCAGAAUGUGAAAGAUUCUAUCAUCAAAACAGCAACAACAAAAGAUGAUCAAAAGGUGGAAGCAACAGAGCUCCAGGAUGACAUAAUAAAAGAGACUGAAACUACAACAAAGAAAGAAGAAAAGGAUAAUAAAAACACCAAGGAAAUUAAAGUAGCUUCAGAGGCUGCUUUAACUAAAGAAGAAACAAAAGUUGAAUCAUCUAAAGAAGAAACAAAAGUUGAAUCAUCUAAAGAAGAAACAAAAGUUGAUAAGUCUAAAGAAUCAAAAGAUUCAGAACAAGCUAAUGAUGCUAAACAACCGGUAACGGACACAACAGAAGAAGAUGAAAGCGAAGUGGCAAUUACACCAAGAAUUACUAGAAGUCGUUUGGAAAAUAUCAAAUCAAAUGAAGAAUCUAAGGAGGGAAAAACUGAAAGAAUACAAUCACCAAAAGCUAAAAAAUCUAGUGAAUUGGAGAAAAGCAAAUUUGAGAAAACAACAACAACAAGCGAUGAAAAGAAUGUACAAAAAUUAGAAAAGAAGGUGGGAUUGAAAGAGGUUGUUAAAACUGAAAUUAAAUCCACACAGAAAGAAACUGUGAAAGAGACUACAAAAGAGGAGAAGCUAGAGAAGAAAACAGCGGAAACUUCUCAAGUUAAAGAAGAACAAGAGAAUACAAGUUCAAAAGCUAAAGCUUUAAAACAGGAGGAGAAAGAAGAAAAACCAACCAGUGAAAUUUUUGAAAGUGAAAAGGAAGAGGACAACUUUGAACCCAGAAAAACUAGAAGACGUGGUGAACAGAAAACUGAGAUAGAUAAAGAAAACACUGAAUCAUCUGGCGAAAAAACUUUAUCAAAGGAUGAUUUAACCAAACAAAAAGAAGAAAAAGAUCAUGUUAAACCUAGAAUAACAAGAAGUCAUGCAGAAACUAAACAAGAACAAGAAGAUGAAGCGACACUACUACAAAUUGACGAAAAAAGUUUAGAAAAAGAGAAAAAAGACUCAAAGAAAACAUCUCAACAAUCUGAAGAAAAAUCGACAAAACAAAAGGAUUUCGAUAGUCAAGUGGAAGAAGAAAAGUCUGUGACAAGAACAACUAGAAAGCGAGGAGAACUUAAAGCUGAAUUGGUAAAAGAAUCAAAGGAGACAGAAGAAAAAGAAGCAGACGAUACUAAUACUCAAACUGAUGAAGGAAAAUUAGAGACAAAAACUCCUAGAAAACAUACUGAAUUAAAGAAAGAAACAAAGGAAAGCCAAGCUGUAAUUGCAGAAGAAAACGAUGUAACACUUAAUGAGACUAAAACACAAACGGAUGAAGAACAAUUUGAACCCAGAAAAACUAGAAAACGUGGAGAACUUAAAGCCGAAUUAGAAAAAGAAACAAAUAAAACUUCAGCUGAAACCGCAAAGGAAAAGGAAGCAACACUAGAUGAAUCAAAAACUCACAUAGAUGAAGAACAGUUGGAGCCCAGAAAAACUAGAAAGCGUGGAGAACUUAAAGAAAUAAAGGAACAAACACAAGCUGAACUAUCGGAAGAAAAAGGUGCAACACUCGAUAAAACAAAAACGGAGGAAGAUAUUAAUAAAUCUAAAAAGACUAGAAAGGAAGAUGAACUUAAUGAAACAAAAGAACAAUCUCAAGAAAAAUCUUCAACACAAGAGAAUACUCAAAUGGAGGAAGAACAAAGUGAACCAAGGAAAACUAGAAAACGGGGUGCACAUAAAGAAACAAAUGAAGAGUCUCAAACUGAAGAUGAAGAACAUUUUGAACCCCGUAAAACUAGAAGACGGGGAGAGUUUAAUGAAACAAAGAACAUUACACAAAGUGAAGUUUCUAAAGAUAAAAUUUCAUCUGAAGAUGAUAGUAAGAAACUCGCUGAUCAAGAACUUUUAGAGCCGAGAACCACUAGGAAACGUGUGGCACAAAAAGAUGAACAAGUCAAAGAAACAACUGAAACAACUCAAAUUGAAUCAUCAGGGGAGAAAUUAUCACAGCAAGAACAAACUAAGGAGGAAACUCUUGAACCAAGAAAAACAAGAAGUCGUGUUGAAAUUAAAGAAACAACAGAGAAAGAAACAAAUGCUGAAGUUAGAGAAAAGGCAGAUAAGGAUAACUCAGAAAAAGAAACUGAAAAAACUUCAAACCAAGAUGACACUAAACCUCAAACAGAUGAAGAACAUAACGAACCGAGAAAAACUAGGAGUCGUGCAGAUAUUAAAGCAGCUCAAGCUGAAAAAUCAGAUAAAGAACUUAAAGAAGUAAAAGAAACAACAAAAAUAUCUUCGGUUGAAUCGUCUGGGGAAAAAACUUCAACACAAGAUACGGCAAAACCAGAAAAGGAAAUUCCAAAAACUCCUUCUGUUGAUUCAAAUUCAACUCCAGAGGAUUCAAAACUUUCCACAGAAGAGAACGCUAAGAAACUCUUAAAUACCAAAAAACGUACAGAAAUUAAACAACAACUCACACUUGCCGAUGAAAAUACUGAAAAAACUCAAUCAGAGGAAAUAGCUUCUAAUAUCGACGAAAAACCUGCCGAAGAAUCACAAUUAGAAAGUGAAGAUAUCAUCGCCGAACAAGUAGAGUCUUCAAUGUUUGAUUCACUUUUAAAAUCCCAACAAGAUAAUAUAAGUUUAGAUGCUGAUAUGUCUGGCAGUGAAUGCUCAUCUAUAACAUCAUCCAACUCGGACAAUACAAUACGACGAACUUUAAGAAAACGGGCAACGGAAACGCCAUUAUCGGAAAAUGAUAAAAAGAAGAAAGUUUUUAAAGAGCCACCACCUUUGAAGACUACACCAACACCGGUGGUGACAGCGCAAAAGAUUGGUAAAUUUGAUAAGCCAACUGUUAUAGGAAGUACUACUAUAAAACGUGUUAUACGUUCGCCUGCCUUGGAGGAGAAUCAAAAUUCUGGCAAAAAACCUAAAUUGGAUAAUACAUCAAAGAAAUCAACACGUUUUCGUAAUUUAAAUGACGAUUGUCUAGUAGAAGAAGAGUUGCCCGUUGUUACCGCGGAAGUUGUUACUAAAGAACAGAAUUAUUUGCAUGAAACACAAGAAGUACCAGCAACAAAACAACCUGAAACUUCACAAAACAAAAAUACUGGAUCAAACAAGGAGCCCUCAACCAAUACUGGAAUCAAAGAAACAGUAGAGAAACCAAGAAAUGCUAAAGGAAAAUUCACAACGAUAAGAGAGCCUGAAAAAGUACUUCAAAAGGAAGUAUUGGGCACUAAACACAGUAUAAAAACUACUAGUAAAGUAGAUUUAUCAGCUAACAAAGAUCCUUUGAGCAUAAAGUCGUAUGUAGACAUCAAGAAAACUUUAACCACCACAAAUGUUAAAACAGACAAUUCAAAUGUUACCAAAGUUCAAGAAACACCGGAACGUGUUAAAAGUAAUAAAACAAACAUUAAUGUUUCACCAACUAAAACUCCAGGAGGCGGCUCUACUACAGUGUUAACGGAUAAAACUAAACCUAUUAAAGGAAAAACUAAUGUUUCCCCUACAAAAUCACCAGGCGCUUCGACGGUUAUGUCAUUUUCAGAUUGGCUAAAAAGUAAGAAACAAAAUGUGGAAGUAGAAUCAGCAGAGACUACUAAGACUACCAAAGAUAUAACACAAACAACAUCUGUUGAUCCAAUUAAUGUAAAAGAUAAGCCAGUAACAAAAACAUCAGAAAUAAAGACUACUGAAGAUAAAGAAGAAAAGGAAAAAGUAGCUGAGGUAACGACUGAGGAAGACAACAAUAUGAUGUGUCAGAAUAAAGAAAAAGACUUACAGUCGGCAACAAGACGUCCAGGCCGACCACCUAAGGUCAAGCCAGUAACAAAAAUCUCGGAAACAAAACCAGCAGAAGACAAAGAUAAAAAACUAGAAAUAGCUGAUACUACAACACAAUCAGACAACAAUACGUUAAACCUUAAUAAGGAAAAAGACUUGCAGUCAACUGUGCAACCUCAACAGGAUUCUAAAGCUACAGAUGACAAAGAAACUUCGGAAACUUUAGAGGAUACAACACAACAGUUGGAUAACAGUUUAUUACAACCUUCGGAUAAUCAAUUGCAAAAUGUAUCACAACAGCAGAGCAGAAAAAGUAAUAGCAAAAAAGCUGUAAAACGACUUUCUAAUUCUAUUAGAAAAUCUAACCAAAAACGAGCCAGUCCCAUAGUAAUGGGAAAAUCAAAUGCUCCCAAGGUUAGUCCUCCCAAAUUGAAACCUAAAAAACGAGAAAUUGACUUCCUUAUGGAGUCCAUGUCUAAGGAAAUGAAAGAGGGUGGCAUAAAUGAUCUUCUAAACACACCCACACAUGUUAAGCGUCAACGCUUAUCAGUCAAAAGAAAUGUUAAUGAUAGUAUGGAACAAUUAAAUGCCAGCCAAGAAUCAUCUAUUGCAAAUACCACUGCAGAAAUACCCAAAGUAUUUGAAUUUUUAGAAAAUUCAGACACUUCAACAACUACUAAUACGUCUACCAGAAAAGACAUAAACAAGUCACCCACAAAACGUAAGACACAGCAAAUUGCAGCUAGAACUAAAAGAUCCUCUUUGCUACCAAGAGAUAUGCUUAAAACUCCUGAUAUUAUAGCAAAUACAGAACAAAGAAUGCUGUCAACUCCUUCGCCCAAAGUAUUACCUACCAAAUCUCGUAAAUCUCUAAACAUUAAAGAGUUAGCUGGUACCGAAGCGGCAAAAAUAACUGAAACUGUUGCACCUACUGAAAGCGUCAUGAAAUCUAGAAAAUCUAUGCCUCUUCUCACCCCAAAAGAUUCCAUGGAUAAAGUUACUAAUGUUGUUAUAGCUUCUGCUAGAAAAUCGUUAGUAAUACCCAAACAACAACCAACUGUACAAGCAAGUAAUGUUGUAUUUAAAACACCUAAACAACCGGCAUCCGGACAUCAUUCAACUUUACUAAAUCUUAUACCAAGUACUGAUAAUAUAAAGAAAUUAUAUGUUGAUGAUCAUAAUAAACGUCAUAAGAUAACUCCGAAAACUUACAAAUGCCGUAAACUAUGUGUUCGUCUUAAUCGUUCCAUGGUAAAGAAAUAUUUUAUCGCUUUAAAUAAGAGCAAAAAACAAUCAACGCAAACAAAACAAUUAACCCAUUUAGGUGCUGAAGCAGCAACAACCACAACAGAGUCUUCACCAGUUAUACAAAAUAAUUCUGAAACUAAUUUACGUAUACAAUCGGUAGUUGACGCUGGCACUUUACUAGGUACAACAAAAUCUUCCUCUACAGCCGAUAUAUUGGUAGUACAAGAUCCAGCAGCAUCUGUAGAUCAAAGUCAACAGCAUAUGUUACCCAAUACAAACACUCUGCUAACACCAAUGCCGGUUAUACAACCGGCUCAACAACCAUAUAUCUUACCCACCACCAGCCGUGCGCCACCCACAGUGGCUCCCUUAACUACCACAACGCUAAUAAAUGUUCCUGACACAAAUGAAACUAUUGAGCUUAAAAAUGAAUUUGUUGAUGAAAAUCCCAUGGAAUUAAUAAAUGACGCCAUACUACCCGAUACACCAACACUAUUGGCAAGAGCUCAAUCGAUAACAGAAGCAGCACAACAUGCUCUCUCCAGUUCUGUUACACCCACAGAUAUACGUCUAUUGACUACAGACUCUAGCAGCAGCAACUAUGUGCCGUCGUUUGGAGUAACACCCACGGCUUUGGAUAAUAGAGGCACCUGUAUGUACACUUUCUUGCAUCCUGCAAAAUACAAUCGUAAUCACAGCAAUGUUUUGCUGGAUUAUUGUUGUCCAAAUUUGGAUGGUCCUAUGCCGGCCAUUGAUCCCACACGCAUACAUGCUCAGGUGCAAGUACCGGUUAUAGAAUUACCCGCCUCUAUAGUGUUGACAACUAAGGUGGUAACUAGAGCCGAUUUAGAAAGUGGCAAUAGCACUAUACCGGCUAUUAUACGCAAAAAGGCCGAAAAAAUAAGAAAAAAUCUGGCUACACAUCAUAAAAUGGCCACGGCUACCACGACUGUAACAGCACCGCCGCCUCCGGUAAUACCCACAAUGGCACCAACACCCCGACCAGCCUUACCAGCCACCAUAAAUGCUUUGACCAAACAAUUACCACCUACAACAACUAUAACGGCGAAAAUAAGACAUACACUACCGGCGGUGGAGUCACAAAAUUUACCUACCCAGCCCCCAACACCUCAAGCAGCAGCCUCAGCGUCUACGCUUCCUAGAAACAUAAUUUCUAUUAUGCCCAAAGGAGCCGGGCAAAUGUCGACAAUGAGUAAUGUACAAAAUUCUUCAUUACGCUCCAAUCUAAGACGUUUUGAUGUGCUGCUUAAACAGUUGGUACAACCUUUUGAAAGUUUAAGUUUUGUGGAACGUCAUCGUAUAAUAGAGGCCUUAAUAGCAACCGGGAAGUUUAGCGCUAAGGAUUUAGAUCAAACGUUAGUGUUAAUGGAAGAGUACAUUAAACAAACACUGCUAUUACAAAAUGAAUCGCUUAAUCAUCCCACGCCACCACCCACAUCAGCAAUUUUAAAUACAAACAGUUAUAUAACAACACAACCAGCCAUUGCAGCCGCCAACACGAUGCCCGCUGGACCCAUGCCCCAACUGCAACCCUCACCCACUAUAUUAGCCUCCAGUCAACACCAUAAGACGGUGAGAAAAGUACAAACGAGUCGUAAUAGAAAUACCACAUUGGCUACAACCUCAACGGCAUCAACAGGAGCUGGUGCUGGAGGUUCUGUUAUGGUCAAACAACGACAAGUGCCUAUCUACGAUACAGAUCGUAAUAUUAUAGGCUAUCAAAUGCAAAUGAUGACACCUCUAUCAACAAUACCAGCAUAUACCAAGUCUACCAUGUCUACACAUACCGGUGCCAUAAUGUCCACCUCCUUGGACUCUAGCAAUAAUAAGAUAACUACCACAACGUACAGUGUGAAUAAAAGACCCAUGAAAAGACCGGCACAGGAUUCACCGCGUGUCUUUUAUACCACCCCGCCUUUGAAAACUUCUACGCCGAAAUCCUUAACAAAUCCUCAUCAAUACCCAACAGCAGGAACUUCAACACAACAUGGAAAGAAUUCGAAUACCAUAGCGAAGAAAACUCAGGUAAAGGAGGUGAAGAAGUAA